Messenger RNA from Anguilla anguilla (European eel), 3336 nucleotides. RefSeq names its product XK related 5a (gene xkr5a). Gene Ontology annotation, cellular component: plasma membrane. The transcript is spliced from 7 exons. The record is from RefSeq and is a predicted model, not a curated record. The coding region runs from base 1088 to 2917 and encodes 609 amino acids. Gene Ontology annotation, biological process: phosphatidylserine exposure on apoptotic cell surface; engulfment of apoptotic cell; apoptotic process involved in development. Lineage: Eukaryota; Metazoa; Chordata; Actinopteri; Anguilliformes; Anguillidae.
UACUUACUAGCCUAGCAGUUUUGUGAAAUAGGCUAAUGGUCGUUUUGGUCCAGAGGUUUUGGGGAAAUAUUUAUUUAAAUGUAGCUAGGCCUACUUAUUUUAUUACAUGUUUUCACUAUCUGCUUUUCAUAUGAAACGUAACGAUCGUUAAUCGAGUAUCAAAAUACCAUCGGAGAAGUUCUAUUUUGCCUUCAAAAAUCUUGAGUCCCAUUCACUUAAACGGGAACUCCCAUGUUUUCCCCUCAACACACAACAGGCUUACUUCCGGGGCUUCACAAGCGCUUUCCUGUCUAGUUAAAUGUGCAAUGAGUAUAACGCACAACCUAGCAUUUGUUUUAUCCGAAGUAUGCUCAGGGUUUCGGAUAGGCCUAACAGAAGCCACAUCUGAAUAUGAAAGUGACUGAUAGCACUGCAGUAGAUUUUUGGGGGGAAAGUAAAUUGCGCUACUAUGAGCGAGUAAUGUAGGGCUGAGCAACUAAGAUCCCUUAUUUUAGGUUAGGCCCAUAGAAUUUCCGUCGAAGCAAAAAUAAUGAACAAGGAAAUACUAUUGGCUAAUAUAUAAUAUAAUAUAAUAUAAUAUAAUAUAAUAUAGGGGGCCUAUGCCAGAAAUAGGCCUAUCUAAAUACAACGACAGGUUUUGAGGUGACAGCAUUUCUCUAAUGUGAAACUGGAUUAGGUCUACGUUAUUGGACCUUCGUUUUUCCAUCGUUACUAUCAGUGGUAAUGGGCUAAUCUAAACAAAUUCACCGAAUUGUGGCGUAUUUUAAUAAAUCGUUUCAUAUAUUUCUUUCUAAUAUGGUGUUUAUUGAUGAAAUAUUUGCUUGUGCGAUUACAUUUAGUAAUUUAUUGUAUUUAUACAUAAAACAGCACAGGAGUCAUUAUAAUGUGGGAGGACAGAAUAAUUUUGCCAAUAUGCUGCCAGCCUGCCACUUUAAUUCCUAUCUGAUGACGUCAGAUACUAUCGACGAAAGGAGAAAGAAGCGGAUCCUCCGUUGAUGAAUGGAAACACGAUGUCCAGGGUUAAUUCUACCGACAAUGUUUGUUUAAGAUAAAAACGUUAACUGACCAAGACACAGUCGCUCGAAAGAUGCCAUCGGUUGGUCGAAGGGGACGUUGGACCGCAUGGUGCCAAGUUUUCCUUUUCGGUGUGUCCGCAAUCGUUAUUCUGGCCGAGAGAACUGCAUCUGCCCAGGUCUUGAGUUUCUUGUGGUACCACGCCGAUGGAGACCAGCGCAAAUGUUUCCUCUUCUUCAUUCACCUUCUGCACCUGGGCAUCUUCAAAAGGUUUGGUGACUGCAUGCUAUCUGUGUGGCACAUGCAUGGAUCUACAGGCGAGCUUGGUGCUGCAGUCAUGCAGCAAGCAGAUGUGUCUGCCCUCCGCCUGCUGGAGGCACUGUUGCUCACCCUUCCUCAGAGCCUGCUGCAGACAUACGUUCUUGUCACCACUGAUGUGGGCCUGCUGUCACCAGUGUCUUUCUGUUGUGGGCUCUGCUUGCUGUCCUUGUCCUGGGCCCUGGUCCUGUACAGUCGGGCAUGCUGCCUGAUCCGACCAGGUCACCUGGCUAUGCCCCCUGCUGCCCUGCUCUGCCAGCUGUUGUGGAGGGUGGGCAUGCUGGGUGCCAGGAUUUGCAGCCUCAUGUUCUUUGCCAGAAUCUUCCGCUGGUGGGUCUACGGAGUUAUAGGUUUCCACUGGCUGACUGCUUCCUUCUGGAUGGUGUCCCAGCAAACAGACAUCUGUAUCAGCCCCUGGCGCUGGCGUCUGUUCAACUGCAUCCUGGGAGCUGUGCAUGUCUUCUUCUUCCUCAACGUUAAAGAUGGCUCCUCACGGUUUCGCAUGGCUGGCUUUUACAUGGUUAUGCUGCUGGAGAAUGCCACACUUCUCCUCUCAGCCUCAGACUUCCUGAGUGAGGCAACAUGGGAAAGCAUGAGCUUCCCUACAGCUGUGCUUUGCAGUUUCCUCGUGGGCACUACCUCACUGGUACUGUAUUACCGCUUCCUGCACCCCAAAUCCACCGAGAUUUCCCAGAGCCUGCGCCACGGUCACAUCAGCAGCGCAUGUCUGGAGAGGGGGGAGUCCUCUUUCUCACUGGGCGACAAAAGCUUGCCUGUCCCUGCUGACCACACCCACAACAACAGCAGCUUUGUCCUCCCUGGCCUAGCAGGUUCCCUGGCAGAACAUUCUGGGCCCUGUGGUGCCAAACCCAAUGGGAGGGAGUGCAGGCACCACCACUGGCUGCUGAUCCGACUGGCGCUCAAGACGGGUGAUCUGGCUAAGAUCAACCUGGCCUACGGUGCUGGAGGAGUGGCUGCCAUACUGGAUGUGGAGGAGUGCAACCCUGAGAUCAAAGACAGAGGUGUCCCCUCACCCCCUUCGCCCCAAUCGGAGGUAAAAGAGGCCACGGCGCCCCUCUCAGACUGCAAGGAGGAAUUCCAGAGCAUCAGCGAAGCCACCACCUCCCCAGGGGGCCAGCGGGAAGAAGAGGAGGAAGAGGAUGACAGCCUGGAGAUGGAGAGCCCCUUGGGGUCCCCUGCCUCUGACUUCAAGAGGGGCUCCCCUGAGGGCAAAUCUGUGUUGGGGGACAGCCCCGAACUUAACUUCUGCCCCACCGAGUCUAGCUCCACUCUGUACUUCAGCGCUGACCCCCAGUCCCCUAGCAGCACCAGUAACCCAGGCCUGGAGAACCUGCCAGAACUCAGCCCCAUAACAGGUGACAAAGGCUUGCAUGGGGAUUUCAGGGGCUUCUUGGGCAGAGUUGAACCCCGGUACACAUCCACCCCAAGACUGGACCCAGGGGCUCAGGAACAACCAGCUCACCAUCUUGGGGGCCCCAGGAGGCAGCUGGUGCCGCUAAGAAAAGAAGAAGAUGGAAGUAUUUUUAAGAAACCUGAGCAGAAAGGGAACUCAAAGGACGAAUAAAUAAUGGGAGGUUUCAAAAGCACAAAUGUCCCACAUGUAUGGGAGUUCUCUUUCUAUAGGAAAUCGGACAGUCUUUGGUUUCACAAAGCAUUUUGUCCGGUGCAGACUCCAAAAAUGUGACCUAUGUUUUGAACCAUUGCUUAAACAUGGCAAGUUAACCUUUUUGUGCGAUUCUUUCUUAUGCCUCUCUUUUUAACUGAUGUGUAUUCUCGCCUUUUAAAAGAGAGUUUCUUGCUAUUCAAUGAUUGUUACAGUUGUUUACUUUAAUUAAGGUACCAAUAUUUCAAAUAUUUAAACUAUAUAUUCAUGUAAAUUUCUUUUUCCAAGUAGUUGUUUUUGCAAGUACUUGCUUGUUUUGUGAAUCCCCAGUGUCUCAAAUAGUCCUGAAGGGAAAAAUAAUAAUCUGCUCUGAAACUCUA